GUACAGUGCGCAGCAACCAGCCACUCACUCUCCACAAGCACAGGGUACAUGCACACCGGAAUACAGCUGCGUUUUGUCCAAACCAGGGAAAGCUGGAAGUAUGUCUCGGUUUUGGUGGAUUUCUUUCCAAAUGUCUGCUUUUCAUCUGUAGGACGUUUCUUUUUCUGUUACUUUUUUGGGUUGAUGUGAUUUCAGCGCCCGCCUGUCUAGUGGACGUACCCGUUGUCUGACUCUUGCCUUCUCUUUGGAUUUUCCUGCAGUUUUGUUUCUUUCUCCCAGACUUCCCUCAAUGUCUGAAAGCGGCUUUAAGAGGAGACUUAGUUCUCCAUCCCGCUCCCCGAAGACCACGUUUGGGUAAAGUUUUUUUAAAAUAUAAGGGUUGGUUUUGCUUUGUGUUCAACCGUCCUUGGGAUUUUGCAAUUAAUUAUUUGCAAGAACCUGGAGAAAAAAAACACUGUCUCCCUCAACGGGGACCUUUUGUUGGAAUUAUUAAUUUACUGGAUUAAUUGAUCCAUCAUGACCACAGUUCUUGAAGGUGGUAGGCUCAUGGUCCUGGCGGUGUGGCUGAAUCUGGUGCCACUGCUGGAGGGCUGCCCGGCCAAGUGUGUGUGCUUCAGCGAGCCACGUCCCACCGUGGCAUGCCAGCAGCAGAGCCUGCUGUCCAUCCCCGCCGAGAUCCCGGUGCGGAGCCAGCGCAUCUUCCUGCAGAGCAACAAACUGACGGUGGUGCGCUCAACCAGCUUCAGCUUGGUGCGCAACCUCACCGUGCUCUUCCUCUACAAGAACAACAUCAGCCACAUCGAGGCCGGUGCCUUCUUCGGCCUGGAGCGGCUCGAGGAGCUGGACAUCAGCGACAACAACAACCUGCGCCUCAUCAGCCCCACCGCCUUCCAGGGCCUCACCAAGCUGCACACCUUGCACCUGCACAGGUGCGGCCUGUCGCAGCUGCCCGUGGGCGUGUUCAGGGGGUUGUUCUCCCUGCAGAAGCUUUACCUCCAGGACAACAAUCUGCUUGCCCUGCACGACGACACUUUCCUCGACCUGGCCAACCUAACCAUUCUUUUCCUGUACAACAACAAGAUCAAAGUGGUGACGGACCACAUGCUGCGCGGCCUCAACAGCCUGGACCAACUGCUCCUGCACCAGAACUUGAUCACCUUUGUACAGCAGCGAGCCUUCAGUCACUUGAGCAAACUGACCACAUUGUACCUCUUCUUUAAUAACUUAACAGUCUUAACUGGGGAGACAAUGGACCCCCUGGUUUCCCUCCAGUACCUCAGACUAAAUGGCAACCAAUGGAUCUGCGACUGCCGUGCCAGAACCCUUUGGGAGUGGUUCAAGCGCUUCAAAGGCUCCAGCUCUGAGCUCGAGUGCCACGUGCCAGCCACACUGGCAGGCAAGGACCUGAAAAGGCUGAAAACAGGCGACUUGGAGGGAUGUGUCGACUCCACGUCCCAGGUCCAAACCAGUAUCUUCAGCACCAAAAGCCAUUCUGGAAAGUUCUUCUCGUCAGACGACAUGCUGGGGGAACCCAUUCCCAGGUGUUGUCUGACCGGCUAUGACAAGUCCUCCAUCAUCUCCAGCAAAACAAUCCCUGACCCCUCGUCCUACAACAGCCGCCAAAUCACCAACAAUCCCCUGAAGGACAAGGAAAACAUAUCAAAGACUAAGUCUCGAGAGGAGCGAACAAAAAACGACACCCGCACCAAGCAGAGCCUGAAUGAUGGGCCUUUGGGGACAUUAUCCAACGGCCUGGACCAGUCUCUCGGAAACGUACAGCCUGAGCUGAUAGAAACCCUGGAGCCAUCCACAGCCCCCUCCAGAAAGAAAAAGAAAUGUGUGAAGAAGCCUAAAUCAGACACUCAGUGUCUUAAAGGUCACGGAUCUACAGUGGAAACCCUGAGCCUUGUCCUUUUGCCCUUGUUCUGGCUCCUGGUGACCAUGUCUUAAUUAAUGCUAAAGAAAAAAAAAUGUCUUUUGUUCAUCAUGCUCAUGACGGCGAACCUGCAGGAACCUCUACGCGCAGGCAGAGACUGUGAGACGGAAUGCGGGCUUGAGCCACAGCUGCGAAAACUGACAAAGAACAAAAGAAUUUAAAAAAACGAUGACGUUGAGGAUAAAUCAAAGAAAUGGAUGCCUUUACAGAACCCAUCAGAUUUAAUGUAUAUAAAAGAAUUGGUGCCCACAUGUUUGUCGUAUGUACUUUACUGUACUGUGUCUAAGCAACACUUUGGAGAGUUCCCCCUUCCCCCUUCCCUCGCAAAGUUUGUACUGAAAGACGAAGAGGACAGUUGACAGCCCAGAGGAAAAGCAAGGGCAGAGAUAAAAAAAAAAGUAUUGCAGUUGUGAAUGCACACAGAAAAUGUUGCUGUUGUAAGACCUGGGAAGUGACAGGAUCUCUGUUCCCUACGUUUUAUUCAAAGUGAUGCAUUUGUUCAAAAUUGUUGCGUUUUUUUAUGUUUCUAAAUAUUUCAGUAAAGAAAAGAAAAGUUUAUUCUCCCCAAAUAUGAGUUCUGAUUUCAUCACACCAUGGUUAAAGAUGGCAUUUGUUGAGGAAUGCUGUCUAAAUGUUCACCAAGAUUGCGAUGGAAUUAUAGAUAUGCAUUUUAUUUUAGUGUUGUACAAGUAUAAAUAUAUUAUAAAUAAAAUAUCUCAUUUUCUA
Alosa alosa (allis shad) is the source of this 2662-nucleotide messenger RNA. RefSeq names its product reticulon 4 receptor (gene rtn4r). Bases 517 to 1950 code for a protein of 477 amino acids. NCBI's taxonomy places the organism in Eukaryota, Metazoa, Chordata, Actinopteri, Clupeiformes, Clupeidae. The record is from RefSeq and is a predicted model, not a curated record. Gene Ontology annotation, cellular component: plasma membrane. The transcript is spliced from 2 exons. Gene Ontology annotation, molecular function: protein binding.